CUUAGACUUGAACCUUCCCUGCAGCUUUUAGGCGUUGAACUACCAGAAUUAAUCGUGGCUGUUUGAUCCAUCCAAAAGAGAGAAGAAGGGUUUCAUCAGGCUUUAAUGCUCAGUUCCCCAAAGCAGAUACUUGGGUCUGGUUCCCGAUAUGAAAUCAUACUUACGAUAGUAUGCGGGAACUUUUUCGCCGUGUUUAUAAAGAGCUUUCUCGCUUAGAUAUAUUUAUCCCCAAGGCGAAUAUGCAAGAAAAUGACUUCAAGCCGGUUCCUGUGACUGGCCAAAAGAAAUUGGUCCAGAUAAACUGCUUGUCCACAAUGCUGCUAGCUACCCUUCUUCCAAUUCUCAUGAUUAAAUCACUUCCAGGCCAACGAGGUUGACGUAAUAUUGUGAACUUGGGUACCGCAUGCGGUGCGAAAAUCAAUCGUCAGUGUGUUCCUGUCUUGUCUACUCUGUAUGAGAAAUCUUGAC
Molecule: messenger RNA, 468 nt
Organism: Daldinia caldariorum
Lineage: Eukaryota; Fungi; Ascomycota; Sordariomycetes; Xylariales; Hypoxylaceae
Exons: 1
Coding region: 171-377 (68 amino acids)
Source: RefSeq, a predicted model, not a curated record